Porites evermanni is the source of this 2895-nucleotide messenger RNA. The record is from the annotation of a GenBank genome assembly. Lineage: Eukaryota; Metazoa; Cnidaria; Anthozoa; Scleractinia; Poritidae.
AUGGCGGAAGGACUUAUUAAAAGUUCAAGGAAGACUCCCACAAAGUUUGACAAUGGAUUCGAGCCGACUUUUGACUCCGAUGGAACGCCUUCCUGUCUUACUUGGAAUAUCGAAGACGUUGCAGACUGGAUGGAAUUUUUAGGUUUCAAACAAUAUCGAGUAAGGAAACAAAUCGAUGUUUAAACAUUUGAUGCAGGUCCAUGUUUGAAGAAAUUUGUGCAUGUUCUAUGACUGCUUAUCAAAUUGUUAGAUUAUCAAAAGUACAUUUCACAAAAUGGCACUCAGUUGCUUAGAUAACGGACUUUAUUUCCGCGUCUUGCAUAAUGGCUCACUGACUUAAGCUCUUUAAUCGUCGCAGUGUUCCUGAAAUAUGUGCAGUGACACAAGACUUUUACCCCUACGCUGGGGACGAGGUUGAAUUAUCCCAUGUUUUUGUCUAAACUAACCUAGAAUAAUGAUAAAGGUACACUCGCUUAUGCACAAGAUGUCUUUUAGGGGAAAGUUUACUAGUAUUCUACUUAUGUAAUAUAUCAAACAUGAGAUGCAGUGUUUCAUCACCAGAUGAAACACCGAGAAGAGAGUUGAAAAUACGACGCGCAGCGGAGUAUUUUUGACGAACUUCGAGGUGUUUCAUCUGGUGAUGAAACACUGUGUCGAAUGUUUGAUAUUUCUUCUCAAACAAAAUCAUUUUUGAAGGAGAAAUUAAGGAUGCAAAUACUAAGCAGUGUUUCAUCCGAUUUCCAAACACUCAUUAAACAUUAAUUUNAUCUGAUUUCCAAACACUCAUUAAACAUUAAUUUCCUUUGUAUUUUCUUAAUGAAUUAUUAAUGAGUUUGAGAAUGAAUGUUCUAAUACAGAAAUUUGACAGGUAUUGUUUUCAUUUCCGUUUGCAGUCUUUCAUUAAUUUUAGUAUUGUUAUUGAGGGUGGGGUAGUUCAAGGUGGGUGCAAGAUACUGGGCUCAUUCUUUUUUGUGUGUUUAUUGAUCUCGACUUUGUCUCGGUCAAUAAAGACCCAAAAAAGAAUGAGCCCAAUAUCCAGCCAUCUUGACCUUUGGUCAAUAAUGCAUAUGUAUAGUCCGGACAUCAGUGGGAAUACCCCCUACCCCCUCCCUGGAAACGUCUCCUGGAGCCUGUGAUAUAUUUGAAGACCUUAUUCUUGGAACAGUGGUACUUGUAAAUGUUAUUUUACAUCUAUGUUAAUUAUUCUAGAAUAAUGAUUCUUUUAAGUUUGAGGUUCAUCAGAAUAGAUACAAAGAAUAAUAGUCAACCAUCAGUUUUAUGGUAAGGUCUACAAACUAUUGGUCAUACUCUUAACUUUUUACAGGCCUGCUUUAAAGAUAACCUUAUAAAUGGAAGGAAACUUAUCAAUGUUGAUGCAUCAUCACUGCCGAGAAUGGGAGUAAAUGAUUUUGAACACAUCAAGGUACUUUUCCACCUCCUUAACCUAUUAUUAAUCAUUAUAGUGGUAGUCUUCAUGAGUUAAUUGACAGUGAUAGUGUCCAUGAUCUUGUUAGUAACAGAUUCUUAUGAAACUUUACAUAUAUAUCUCAUUUAGCUUGAUAAUUAAUAUUAUCCAUUUGCCAUUUGCACAUCUCCCAAAAUAUGCCUUGUUCCCCCCACCCCCCCAAAAAGAAUUUUUGCACAAGCGAAAUUUUGGGGAGCAGACAAGGUAUAUUAUGGUGGAUGUGCAAAUGGCAGAUGGCAGCAUUCACAUGAUUCGCAUUCACAUGAAAAAUAAUUAUGGCGACACCUGUAUCAUAGUGUUGUAAAUUUUUUAUGGAGGUUGGGAAACUACAAGUGUCCCAAGUAUAUGAGGCAGGGAAAGCUCCCUGUGAGCACUUUAACACCUUGCCCUUUAUUUCCAGCAAGUAAAUUUUCUUGAACGUAAAAAUAUUACAUGGAUAGUUUAGCUAAGGAGACAAUCAUUUCCAUUCCUUGCCGAGUCACUAAGGAUUUUUGUAUUUAGUAGAAUAUUCAUAAAGGCCGAUAAAAUAAUAUUUCUGAAGCACUUCAUCGGAAACAGCAAAGCAAAUGGAAUUUUUGGGGGUUAAUUUUGAUUUGUAGGUUAAUUCUGUGCUGAAGACAUUUCUUAGUGCCUAACGCUACAGGAGCACUAAGCAAGCUUAAUGUAUGAAAGAGAUAUCAGACAAAUGUCUCUAUGGAGCACUAACCAUAAUUUUUUUUGGUGAUUUUUGCAGGUAUAGCAUUAAAACUUGAAAAAGUUGGCCCAACUAGUUCAGGUUUCAAUCCACAUCCAUCCCUGCUAUCUGUUGUAACAGAAAACAGGUUUUAAUGCCUAAAGAGUCUUAAAUAAGAAUGACCAUUAUGUUUUGGAAUUCAAUUCAUGCCAAAGAAGUUUUAGCUUUUUAAAAAGAUAGCAAAUAGCAUGACGUUACCCCUUUAUGUCAAUGCAAUAUUGUACUAUUGUCUGUCCGAGUUAAGAAGAAAAAAGAAAUAUUUGCUUUCUGCCUUACGCACAUCAUCACUGUCUUAAUGAACAAAGGGCUAAAGGUGCUAGCACAUUAUGUCAGGAAGAAAAUUGUCCUCCAAUUUUGUGUUGUGCAACUCAAGUGUGGGAAUAAGGUUCUGAUUUCUAAUGUUGAAGUAAAAAAACAGUUUGAAUCAGGGAAAGGCAAAACAGUUUGUUUUACCUCUUUACUUUAUUUUACUUCUUUACCCUAGGUAAUAGCCAAAAAGGUCCGUGAAGUGCUGGGAAUAGAGGAACCUUAUUGGAACAGAAGUAUCUCUCUUUUGCAUAGAGAACCCCUUGGCCUUUUCCUUGAAAGAAAAAGCAAAACUGGAGAGGAAGCAGACAUACUGACAUUUGAUGAUUACAAGCGUCAACUUCAAAAGCAAGAACAAGCAAAACAACACAAAAGCAAAAAUAAAAGAUAG